AUGAGCAAUCGACCCUAUGAGAUAACCGUCCUGGGCGCCACCGGGUGGACCGCCACAAUCUGCGCCGAGCACAUUGCCAAGACCUUCCCAACAAAUACGAGAUGGUGCAUUGCAGGUCGUUCAGCCGCAAAGCUUGAAGUUCUGCGCCAAGAACUUCGGGCCAUCAAUCCCGAUCGACUGGAGCCGGACAAUUACAUUAUCCCUCAACUCGAUGGUGAGGGACUCAAUCCCCUUGUCAGAGACACCGAAGUUCUGAUCAACGGUAUUGGACCAUAUCACCGCCAUGGCACCCCCAUCGUUGAAGCAUGUGCCCGUAACGGCACCCAUUACGUCGACUUUAGCACCGAAACUGCAUGGAUCGCUCAGAUGAUUCGUGAUUUUCACGAGGUGUCCAAAGGUUCAGGCGCUAUUAUUAUCCCGGCUAUCUCGGGAUCGAGUGCUCCAUCUGAUCUUGUGGCGUGGCUGAUUGCUAGACAUCUACGAGAGAAAAACCAACCAGCAGCAUCUGAAAUCGAAUUUCUGGGUCAUCGCUACGACCAACAUCUUGGGCAUCUGGCAACAUCCUUCGUGGCGUGGGGUAAUGAGUCCAUCGCUCAACGAUCAGCAGCCUUGAAUCCGAAGAUUUACGGACAGAAAUUUGUGUUCAAGGAGUACAGCCCAGCCACUGGCCUUAUAUCUGCACUACUCAUGCACAUCGUCACGAAACUGGGUAUUUUCUUGCUGGCAUUGCGAUGGUUCAGAUCCUUCGUUCGUGGUAAGUCCUUCGAUGCAGGAUCUGGACCCAACAGAGACGAAAGCCGCAAAAUUGAGAGUGCGGAAUGGAAGGCAGUUGGCUAUGCGACUGGCAAUAAAGAAUCAGUGGCGUUAGCCAAGUUCAGCUACAAAGGAGCGCUGGUUGACAUGGCUGCAAUCCUAGCCGUAGAGGCUGCAGCGUCAAUCAAUCAGAUGGACAAGAAUGGGACUACUGGUGCUGGACUAUUGACGCCAUCAACAUUGGGCAUCACAUUUGUGGACCGACUUCGGGCAGUGGGUUUCGAUCUCAUGGUUGAAGGACUUGAGAGUCAUUAA
This is a messenger RNA of Fusarium fujikuroi IMI 58289, 1068 nucleotides long. RefSeq lists its product as uncharacterized. Gene Ontology annotation, biological process: glycolipid biosynthetic process. Bases 1 to 1068 code for a protein of 355 amino acids. The transcript is spliced from 2 exons. The record is from RefSeq and is a predicted model, not a curated record. NCBI's taxonomy places the organism in Eukaryota, Fungi, Ascomycota, Sordariomycetes, Hypocreales, Nectriaceae. Gene Ontology annotation, cellular component: plasma membrane; mitochondrion; lipid droplet.